AUGCAAUCCCUGGCUCACGUGAUUCGACGGUUACUCAGCCCCGGCUUCCGAUGGCCCGUCCGCCGCGCCGCUGAUAUGCUUCGUGCCUGGCGCCCUUCACCUCUCCUCUUCUUUGUCCUGGACCGCACCUGCAACCCGACCUGCCCACCGCCAGAGUCGCUCUCCACUGCCGAACGCCGUCGUCGCUGUCCCCGCCGCCGUCGCCGCCGCCGUUGGAAGGACGCCGGACUCCUAUUCUGCGGCGACUCACGCUGCGCCAACCGUCGCAUAACGGCUACGUCGCCUGGCAGCACCACCGAAGCCUUGACAACCGGACCCAUAGCAGCGUCUACUUCUGCACGAAUCCUCCCAGCCAACCGUCAGCUGCGAGUCGACUUGAAGCCCAGCAUGGCUCUCUCUCCGGGUGAGGUGCGUCCUAUGGAGCAUCAUGUCAAGCAGAACGAGGAGUAUGUGGACAAUUUCAACAUCCACAUGAUCUGCCCCGACUGCAAAGAGAGCCCUCCGAACCUCAUUGAGGAGUUCUCCAGUGGCGACACUGUCUGUGGUUCUUGCGGUCUUGUGCUGUCUGCCCGUGUUGUGGAUACUCGCUCUGAGUGGCGAACGUUCUCGAACGACGAUCAGAAUGGCGACGAUCCUUCGCGUGUCGGUGACGCUGCCAACCCGCUCUUGAACGGCUCACAGCUGGCGACCAACAUUUCCUAUACGGACGGUGCGAAGAGCCGCGAGCUCAAUCGUGCUCAGAACAAGUCCGGCACCGACAAGAGCAACAAGGUGCUCAUGCAGGCGUACAAACUGAUCGGUCAGUGGUGCGAUCGUUGGCUUCUGCCUCACACAGUCAGCGACACGGCCAAGCACAUGUACAAAAUGACGGAUGACUCGAAGCUGUUCAAGGGCAAGGCGCUUGACACCAUCGUUGCCGGUUGUUUGUUCUUGGCUUGCCGGCAAGCUGGGCAGGGCCGUUCCUUUCGUGAGCUGCACGAACUGACGGGCGUUUCGAAGAAGGAAAUUGGCCGCAUUUUCAAGCUACUGGACACCUUCUUCAAUAAGCAGAACAAGGCGGGCACGGUUGUCACCACCGGUGGAAUGGUCAUGGCAGCCGACGCAUACAAAUCGAAGGAAGCUACCUCGCCUCCGGAGUUGUGUGCACGCUAUUGCAACGCUCUAGGGCUAGACAACCGUGUGCAGAUGCUAGCUCAGCGUCUCGCGGAAGCCAUGGUGAAGCAUGGCUGUUUGGCUGGUCGCUCGCCCCUUUCUGCAUGUGCGGCCUGCAUCUACAUGAUCAGCUAUUUAGUCGAUCAGCCUUUGACGGCAAAGGAGAUUGCACCUGUUGCUGGUGUGAGCGACGGCACCAUCCGGACGGCGUACAAGCUCCUCUAUCAGGACAAGGACAAACUUCUUGAUCCUGAGUGGGUUAAGGAAAAGGGCCUCAAGAUCGAGAAGCUGCCAUCCACCUAA
This is a messenger RNA of Diplodia corticola, 1455 nucleotides long. RefSeq names its product transcription initiation factor iib. The record is from RefSeq and is a predicted model, not a curated record. Gene Ontology annotation, molecular function: RNA polymerase II general transcription initiation factor activity; TBP-class protein binding. Gene Ontology annotation, biological process: transcription initiation at RNA polymerase II promoter; transcription preinitiation complex assembly. Bases 1 to 1455 code for a protein of 484 amino acids. Gene Ontology annotation, cellular component: nucleus; transcription preinitiation complex. The transcript has a single exon. NCBI's taxonomy places the organism in Eukaryota, Fungi, Ascomycota, Dothideomycetes, Botryosphaeriales, Botryosphaeriaceae.